Molecule: messenger RNA, 1236 nt
Organism: Macrosteles quadrilineatus (aster leafhopper)
Lineage: Eukaryota; Metazoa; Arthropoda; Insecta; Hemiptera; Cicadellidae
Product: retinaldehyde-binding protein 1-like
Exons: 8
Coding region: 47-1144 (365 amino acids)
Cellular component (GO): membrane
Molecular function (GO): phosphatidylinositol bisphosphate binding
Source: RefSeq, a predicted model, not a curated record
CCCAGCCUGAUAAAAAUGUUGUUCCAAAUUUAGAAAAUAUUCUCUAAUGGAAUCGUUACAAGACAAAAGGGAACCUCGUGAUCUUCAAAUUAAAAACAAUACACACAGUUCAGAUCAAAUAAAUCCUUCAGAUGAAGAGGAACCUCCAGAUUGUGCAAAAGAAGAAGGUUGGGUUAUAGUAAAGGAAUUCUUGGAUCCUACUAGUAAAGAACACAGAAGUCUGCUGUCGGACAUAGUAGAGAUUCCGAAAGGCAUUUGUGGUGCCUAUGUUCUGCAAGUGGAAGUGAACCAACCUGGGGAGAUGGUAUUGGAAAAAGCCAAACAAGAACUGCGAGAAACAGAAGAAAUGGUGAACGAGAGUGUAGCAAAGCUUCAAGAGCUACUCAAAAAGGAGCAAGAAGAGAAUGGAUUAAUAGUUCCACUGGAAAACAUAGCCUGGCUGAAAAGAUUCCUCAGAAUUGCGCAUUACUAUCCAGAGAGUGCAUUCCAAAAGGUUAAAAACUAUUACAAGUUCAAGAUCGAGGACAAGAACAAAAGGUUCUAUGAAAACCUAAAGCCGUCCACGGAGGAAAUUAUAUUCAACCAUGACAUUAUGACUGUUUUGCCAAAUAGAGAUCAGCAUGGGCGAAGAAUUUUGCUAGUGGAAACCGGGAGAAGAUGGAAGUACAAUGAAUGUUCGUUGGACGACAUUUUCAAAGGCUCUGUAAUAUUUCUGGAGGCUGCACUAAUGGAACCCGAAACCCAGAUUUCUGGAGUCGUCGUCAUUUUUGACUUGGACGGGCUUGAUGCUUGGCAGAUGUUUCAUUUUACCAUCAAUCCUGCAUUUAUAUUCAGGAUUGUCGAUCUGCUUCAGACCGCUUCUCCAAUCAGAAUCAAGAGUCUGCAUAUUAUCAACCAACCACUGGGGUUCGGCAAACUAUUGAAGCUAUUUACUAUUCUGAUGUCAGAAAAAUUACAAAAAAGAAUUCACAUUCAUGGUGCUGACUUUGAGUCCCUGCACCAACACAUAGACAAGGACUGCCUUCCGCCAGAAUACAAAGGGACUUGUGAGAUUCCUCGGAUAUCAGGACCAAUUUGGCUAGAGGCACUGUCCAUGCUGGAUGAGGAGUAUGAUGCUGUGAGUUGUUAUGGAUACAAGAAAUGAAAUGAUGGCCCAACCUGUAUAGAAAACCAGCAAGAAACUCAACACCCUCAUUGACUACAGGAAAAUGAAAAAUAUAUUGUUUUAUGCUGUUU